Sinocyclocheilus anshuiensis is the source of this 2298-nucleotide messenger RNA. Its product is annotated as leukotriene B4 receptor 1-like. The record is from RefSeq and is a predicted model, not a curated record. Gene Ontology annotation, molecular function: complement receptor activity; leukotriene receptor activity. Gene Ontology annotation, cellular component: plasma membrane. The coding region runs from base 299 to 1429 and encodes 376 amino acids. Gene Ontology annotation, biological process: positive regulation of cytosolic calcium ion concentration; complement receptor mediated signaling pathway; inflammatory response. NCBI's taxonomy places the organism in Eukaryota, Metazoa, Chordata, Actinopteri, Cypriniformes, Cyprinidae. The transcript has 4 exons.
AUGAACAUGAAUCUAGUAGUUUAGAGACAGAAAGAAGCAGUUGGAUAUUUAUAAGUGUGCUUGAUUGCUAUAGUAGCCCAUAUAAAAUUGAGAUUUUCUGUGAGAUCACCGAAAAAACAAGAACUUACGAAAUUUUGACGAAACUAUUUUAAAGUUUAUCUGAGACAGUGGAAAGAAAAAGAGAGACCAACUUGGAGACCACACAACCUAACCAGCUCCAUCUGGUCACUUCAGGGGGAACACGGUUCAGCCAUUCGGAUCUAAUCAAGUGUAUUGUUUUUCUGACGCCUUCCUGAUAAUGGGAUCAGAUAAUGGGACUAGCUCCUUGGAGAACGUGACAAACAGUAACAGCAUUGUGAGUAACAAUAUCUCUGUUACCUUUGGGGCCCUCAUCCUCAGCAUCGUCUUCCUCCUGGGUGUUCCUGGCAACCUCUUCAUUAUCUGGAGCAUCCUGGCACGUGCCCGCAAACGUUCUGUCACUACCCUGCUCAUCCUCAACCUGGCUUGUGCAGACGGUUGUCUGAUGUGUCUGACGAUUUUCUUUAUAAUAUACCUAGCCAAGCAGAACUGGAUAUUUGGAACGGUCAUGUGCAAGCUGCUUUUUUACUUGUGCAAUACAAACAUGUAUGCUUCUAUUAUGAUCAUUACACUGAUGAGUCUACACAGACUAGUGGCAGUGAUGUGGCCCAUAUACUUGACUGCCUGCACUCGUAGACGGACAGUAUUACUUGUGCUUGGGGGCCUGUGGAUUGUCGUAUUUCUUUUGGCACUUCCUGCUUUAAUAUUCAGACGAACAGAGAAGAAUUACAAUGGGAAGGAACGCACUGUGUGUGCAACUCAUCACCAGCAUGGAGUAUUUCAAUACACACUUGAAACAGUGGUGGGCUUCCUGGUGCCAUAUGUGAUCAUAGUCAGCAGUUAUGGGUGUAUCCUUCGCCGCCUCAGACAGACCAUGUUCAAGAGAAGGAUACAGAGUGAGAACCUUAUUCAAGCCAUUAUUGUGACGUUCUGCAUUUUUUGGCUUCCUUACCACUGUAUUAAUAUAGUGCAAGUAGCAGCAGCUCUUACAUCAGAUGGAUCACUCAAAAAGAGGCGAGUUGAAGAUUUUAAAGUAUGGUCCACAGAUAUUUCACCAACAGAACAGAACCAUUGUGACCACUUUCUCUGUCUAUCCCCAGACUGGAUAACAUCUGGCAGUCCAGCCGUGUGGUUACGUCCGCUUUGGCUUUUAUCAGUAGUUGUGCCAAUCCUGUCCUCUACACCUUUGCUGGACGCUCCUACAUCAAAGCUGACGGCUUGGCAUUCAUGGCCAGACUCUUUGAGGGCACUGUCCUGGACUAUGGUGCACAGAGAAGCCGUCAGAACAGAGAUGUCAUCAAGCUCUAAACCUCAUUGGAGCACAGACAGAAAAAUGAAUCUUGGACAAUAAAUUGGAUUCUUUUGCAUCAGUUUGUAUUGUGACCGAUACUGUUGGGAAUAAACAGGUCAACAAUUUCAACCAAAGGGAAAGCAGCCUAAAGACCUGUUUUUUUUUUUAUUUGAUUUAACGCCAUAAAUGAGCUAUAUGCAGCUUGCUUUCAUUUUGAAUUAGCCUUCAAGUUUACAAACUGCUGAUACAGAAUUACCCCCAUUUGAAGACUGCAUUGCCGUUAUACAUUCAUUGGAAUAACCAUGGUAAAUCCAGACUUGCAUUCUGUGUAUAUAGAAAAUCUUUGCAUUACCUCUUGUGAAUUUGUACAAAGAUUGCAUUAAUACUUAAAACACCAGUGUAUACAUUUACAUGUUUUAGUCAUAUUGUGAAUUCACUUUUUGAAAGUACAAACUCAUGCAGGAAUCACACCUUUAUGGUCUUGUUGGAAAUAUUUAAAACAAUUAAAUUUGGUUUAAAAACAGUUUAUGCAUAAAGCUACUAAAGUAGUCACACACACAUGAAAUGAAACACCCAAUCUCUUUUUAUAGCGGACUUUAAAAUUCAUUGCUUGUACACGAUCCACACCAUGAAUCAGCCAUGUAUUUUAAAAUGAGAAUUUAUUGUAGCAGUUUCAAAUCAUUACAUCACUGACUGACAGUAUAUUGCUGGCAUCUUUCUGAGUUCCAAGGAUAGCAAGCACAUGGACAUACUAUACUACAAGUUACAAUUAUAUACUAUAGUUUUCUACGAAAUAAUUGGGUUUUUAAAAUAAAGGUCAGUGGACUUCAUUAAAAUCCAUAGAAGUCAGUCUGGUCACAUGAAGGAAAUGCCUAUUAAAAAAAAAAAAAAAAAAAAAAAAAAAAGGAAAAUGUGAUUAAUAAAAAAAA